AUUGCUGCAAUGAUUUUGCCGGACAUUACACGGAUCUUCUGUUUAUUUUGUUUGCUUGUCAUUCUGUUGUUUCAACACUCAAAAUGUAACUAUAUGAAUCAAAUCGCCGUCCACAUAGAAGGGGGUAGUCAUAUAGCAGAUAGAAUAGCUUCAAAACAUGGAUUUAUUUAUAUGGGACAGAUUGGAGAUUUAAAAGAUCAUUAUUUAUUCUACCAUCCACACAUUAGUAAGAGAUCUGCAAGUCCAAGUCAAGCGCACUACCAGCUAUUAUCAAAAGAACCCGAGAUCCGAUGGUUUGAGCAACAAAGAGCCAGAACUCGGACGAAGAGAGAUUUCAGUGACUUUAAUGAUCGCUUAUGGAGAUCUCAGUGGUAUCUUAAUGGAGGAGCACGCCUAGGUAACAGCGGACAAUUUGAUAUGUCGGUCAAGGGGGCGUGGCAGAUGGGAUACACGGGGAAGGGAGUCGUCGUUAGUAUCCUUGAUGAUGGAAUUGAACAUACUCAUGACGAUCUGAAGGAAAACUAUGACCCAUAUGCAAGUUAUGAUGUGAAUAACCAUGAUCCUGACCCAAUACCAAGAUAUGAUCCGACCAAUGAAAACAGGCAUGGGACUCGAUGUGCAGGGGAGGUGGCAGCAAAAGCCAAUAACAACAAGUGUGUGGUAGGGGCGGCCUACAACUCCAGGAUUGGAGGUAUACGUAUGCUGGACGGUGAUGUGUCAGAUGCUGUAGAGGCUGCAUCCCUCAGCUUUAACAGAUCACACAUUGAUAUUUAUUCCUCAUCCUGGGGACCAGAUGAUGACGGUCGAGUGGUAGACGGCCCGGGUCCCCUAGCUAAAAAAGCUUUUAUUAGUGGGAUAGAACAGGGUCGAGGUGGCAAGGGAAGCAUUUUUGUAUGGGCAUCUGGUAAUGGAGGGAAUGCUUUUGACAGCUGUAAUUGUGAUGGUUACACCAAUAGUAUUUACACUAUGUCCAUCAGCAGCACCUCUGAACAUGGCCGUAAACCCUGGUACCUCGAGGAGUGCUCCUCCACACUGGCUACAACCUAUAGUAGCGGGGCCUACAAUGAAAAACAAAUUAUAUCGACAGACCUACACAACCACUGUACCAGCAGUCACACGGGUACCUCUGCCUCUGCUCCUCUAGCCGCCGGUCUGGUCGCCCUCCUAUUGGAGGCAAAUCCGACCUUGACCUGGCGGGAUGUACAGUAUAUUACCUUGCUGACCUCCAACCCUGACCCUAUGGAGGAUGGUAACUGGAUCACAAAUGCCAAGAACAGAAAAGUGAGUUUGAGGUAUGGCUAUGGUCUUAUGAAUGCAACAGCAAUGGUGGAUUAUGGACUGAGAUGGACAAAUGUUCCUCCUAAACAUAUCUGUACAGUUCUCAGUAAUGCCAUUCACGUGAACUUGAUGGGAUCUCCAUACACCAGUCAAGUCAGAACAGAUGGAUGUCGAGGCACUGCCAAUGAGGUUAACUAUCUGGAACAUGUUCAGGCAAAGAUAACCUUGACCUAUUACCGCCGCGGUAAUCUGGUCAUCCAUUUAACAUCUCCCAGUGGAACGAGAUCCACAAUUCUCCCAAAACGACCCUCAGAUAUGAACAACGGUGGAUUCGUUCAGUGGGCAUUUUUAUCGGUCCAUUUCUGGGAGGAGAAUCCCACAGGGACGUGGAAGUUGGAGAUUACUGAUGAGCAUUCAUCAACCAGCUGGCCCAGACCUCCAGCUGGGGUCAAAGGUCAGCUUUCGUCAUGGUCUCUAAUCCUUCAUGGAACAAAGGAUAAUCCAAUUCAACUGAAGCCACCAAAUCAAGGUGGAGUCGUCACAAAGCCAGGGAUGGGGAGUACAGUGACAACCCCUGUGAUACAACACACACAUACAGACAUUCCGAUUACAACCUCUGUGAAAUGUAAUAAUGAAUGUCUUGAUACCUGCGCUGGGAGUCGACCCGAAGACUGCAGAGUGUGCAAACAUUUACGUAUGGGAAAGACAGGUGCCUGUGUUCAAGAGUGUCCUCCUGGAUACAUCAAGAACCAUUAUUUGUGUCUGCCCUGUGACUCCACCUGCCCUAACUGCAGCUGUGUAAAGUCCGAUAUUCCUGUUCAGUCUUGGAAAUCCUCCCCGGAAGUAGGGACGACAGUGGCCGUUAUUCUGGCUCUUAUUGGCAUUUUUGUUGUCGUUGUUGUAUCGACCAUUACGUACAAGACCUGUAAAAAGUCUGGAGUUCCCAGAUGGUGGUCCAUAUUUUAUCAGCGAAACAAAGACUUUAACUUUAGUCACCUUCAAGAAGAUACACAACAGAUCACACCGACGAACGAAGAAAUAGGCUACAUCUAGAAAAGUGGGAGAGAAUAUUUACCAUCACAAGACAGAAAAGGACAACUCAUUCCAUGGGAAUUCAACCUAAUCACAUCAACUUAAGAUUUACUUUAGAACACAUAUUAAUUGUUGUUUUUUAAGCAAUUAGUUUGUUAGUAUUGUCAAUCAUAUUUCCAAAAAGAUAUAUUGAAAAAUUUUUGUUCACGGCAUUGAUCGGGAGGAUUGUUGUGUUUAAUUGUUUGUGAACUAGAAGAUAUAUGUACAAUGCU
Saccostrea echinata is the source of this 2582-nucleotide messenger RNA. Its product is annotated as furin-like protease kpc-1. Gene Ontology annotation, cellular component: Golgi membrane; trans-Golgi network. The record is from RefSeq and is a predicted model, not a curated record. Gene Ontology annotation, molecular function: serine-type endopeptidase activity. Gene Ontology annotation, biological process: protein processing. The annotation marks the transcript as partial. The transcript has 17 exons. NCBI's taxonomy places the organism in Eukaryota, Metazoa, Mollusca, Bivalvia, Ostreida, Ostreidae.